This is a messenger RNA of Panonychus citri (citrus red mite), 708 nucleotides long. Its product is annotated as innexin shaking-B-like. Gene Ontology annotation, molecular function: gap junction channel activity. The coding region runs from base 1 to 708 and encodes 235 amino acids. Gene Ontology annotation, cellular component: plasma membrane; gap junction. The transcript has 2 exons. NCBI's taxonomy places the organism in Eukaryota, Metazoa, Arthropoda, Arachnida, Trombidiformes, Tetranychidae. The record is from RefSeq and is a predicted model, not a curated record.
AUGCUGUCUGGUUCCUCGAGAUCACCCUACACUGGUGUUACUUCUAGUGUUCCAAAUGAUAAUGGAUCCAAAUUUCAUCUUCGUUAUUAUAAGUGGGUUUAUUCUGCUUUAUUAAUCCAGAAAAAUCUCUAUGAAUAUAAUGAGGCUGACCGUUUGAACAUCGUGCAAACAAUUGCUGACCUUUUAUUUUCUUAUGGCUCUUUUUAUAGUAGUGUUAUUUUCAUUGAGAUAUUUUGCCUUGUCCAUCUUAUCUUCCAAAUAUGGGCAACUGACCGAUUUUUCAAUGGCAAUUUCUUAAAACUUGGUAUUGUUUGGUUAGAUUCAAGUUAUAAUAUAAAAAGUAUCACUUCUAUGUUAUCAACAUCUUCGGUACCUAUAGAAUUUCCAUCGACUGCGGGUGGUUCAAGUUUCUCCAAUUCUUAUGAUCCAUUGCAAUAUAUCUUCCCUAGAAUGGUCAAGUGUACAUUACAAUUCUUUGGUCCUUCUGGUGAAACCAAUUCUUACGAUGGACUUUGCUUCUUUCCUGCAAACGUGUUACAUGAAAAAGUUUUUCUCAUUCUAUGGUUCAUCUAUAGCUUUAUGUUAAUCUUUAUUAUUUUAACUCUUAUCUAUCGAGGUCUCGUCUUGAUGCUUCCACCCCUCCGAUACUUCAUGUUGUUCAUCCUUCGCUGCCAAGUCAUAUCGUCGCUUACUGAACUCGCCAAGUAG